GUUCUCCACUUAAUCCCUUCUACCCAGCAGCCGCGUUUACCCGCGACCAGAGAGGCUGUUCGGUUCGCGACCACGCGGAUAGUAAACGAGCAGUCAGUGUUGCUUCUGCAGGCGGACAGCAAUUUAUUGUUCACACACAGACAGACACCACUCGCGCUCGCGUCAUGGCUGCUGAAUGGGGAUACAGUCCCACUAAUGGACCCGAUGUGUGGGCACGAUUGUUCCCUCAGGCUGGAGGCGCCAGGCAGAGCCCCGUGGACAUCUGUACAUCCAUCGCCAGCAGUGACUCGAAUUUGGAGAUGAAAAAACUAACGUUCGCCUACGAGUCGCAAUCGGAUCUGAGGAUCCUCAACACCGGCCACGGCUGGAAGGUGGAGGCACCCCAGUCGGGAUCCAGGUUGGAAGGUGGUCCUUUGGGGGAAGAUAUCUACCAGCUGGAGCAGUUCCACUGCCACUGGGGAGAGACCAGCGCCGAAGGCUCAGAACACACGGUUGAUGGCCGGGCGUACGCAGGAGAGCUCCAUUUGGUGCACUGGAACACAACCAAAUACCAAAGUUUUGCUGAAGCUGCUCAACACCCUGACGGCCUUGCUGUUCUUGGAGUUUUCUUCGAUGUCGGAAAUGAGAGCAAUGAUGAAAUUGAGAAGAUAGUUUCCACCCUGAGCGAGAUAAAAUUCAAGGGUCAGUUCACAGACAUUCCUGACGUCAUCGAUCCAACCACUUUCUUGCCAAGUGGCCUUGGAUACUGGACUUACUUGGGCUCGCUCACCACACCUCCGUGUAACGAGUGCGUCAUCUGGAUUGUGUACAAAGAGCCUAUUACCGUCACUGAAGAGCAGCUGGUCCAGUUUCGCAGCCUGAGCGCCUGUUCAGGCGAGGCUGAAGAGUUCAUCGUGAAGAAUUACAGGCCGCCACAGCCCCUUGGCAACCGUGCCUUGCGAGAGUGCAACGCCGCUUAAGCAGGUCCCGACAAAAAUCGUCCAUUCCAGUUUCCAGACCCUUGCUUUUACAUAUCCGACUCGUUGAUUCAGAGGAUUGUUGAUCCACAAAUUCUAAAUAGCCAUCCUCUAUUUUGAUAAGUACGAAUAUAUUAUAUUGUAUUGUGUAUUAAAUAUAUCGACCAGAGCGUGCCUUCAAACGAAAAGCUGAUAUUCGAAUAGAAAAUGUAUUAAGUAGUGAGAAUCGGCUGCAACUCUCCAUUCUUCGGAGGAUUUUCCUGUAUUUAACUGUCCCACUCGAUUGGAAUUUGAACUUAUACUAAACACUCCUCUUGCCUUUGAUUCCUGCCUCUUUUGGAUGCUGCGUGCGAGAUUAUUAAAGCGGUUUGCAGAGGGACCUGGCGUGCUCUGGAAGUCGAGCCAGUUCCUUUCAGAGGUCUCUAGCUCUGCGACCGCGCCGCGAAAAAUUGUAGCAGGCGACUGCGCCUAAUUUUUGCCUGCUGCAUGGGAGUUUUAUUACUUAGGCGGGCAUGGAAUGAUAUAUAUUGGAUCUUUUGUUUUUUUCUUGCCGUUAAUUACUGAAAUAGACGGCCUUUAUUCAUAACCAAGUUAUAUAUUCCUUUUGAAAAGGAUAAUUUAAUUACUUUUGCAAUUUGUUUGCAAUAACUCUUUUAUUUCUUUCCCUCUCUUCAUCUUGGGCAAUCUGAAAACGGUGUCUUAGUUACUGCGCAUAUUGUACAAUAUAGUUUUAUACAGCUGAUAAUAAACUAGCUGCCUUAAAUGUUAAAAAGAUGAUAUAUAUUGUGAUGUUGGCACAUUUUUAGUGUUGCAAGUUUGCACGCAAUAAAAUUGUUGAUGAAGUAA
Messenger RNA from Cloeon dipterum, 1802 nucleotides. Its product is annotated as carbonic anhydrase 2-like. Bases 165 to 959 code for a protein of 264 amino acids. Gene Ontology annotation, molecular function: carbonate dehydratase activity; zinc ion binding. Lineage: Eukaryota; Metazoa; Arthropoda; Insecta; Ephemeroptera; Baetidae. The transcript is spliced from 7 exons. The record is from RefSeq and is a predicted model, not a curated record.